AGAUCUAUAUGCAACAUCCAACUCUACAAAAAAACGUAAUUGAUCACACCAUCUCUUUACAUUUACACAUCAAUAAUAUGAGGCUUCUGCAACAUCCAUACUCUUAACUCGGAGCAAUGGCACCAAAAUCUGAUCUUUCUCUUUUCACAGUCACUCUCCUCCUCCUCCUCGCCUUCUUUUCUUUCCUAUCUAAUGCAACGGCAAACUCAUCUCCGUUUGAGUUCCUUGAGCAGCUUAAGGGUUGUCACAAAGGUGACAAGGUCAAGGGCGUCAAUGACCUCAAGAAGUACCUUCAAAUGUUCGGUUACUUAAACUAUGAGAACCACAGACAUUCUGAUGACAAUGAUUUUGACGAGCUCUUGGAGGAAGCCAUCAAGACUUACCAGCUCAAUUUCCACCUCAAGUCCACCGGAACGUUGGACAACAAAACCAUAUCACAGAUGAUCAUGCCUCGUUGUGGUAUGUGUGCCCGAUAUCAUCAACGGCACCUCAUCCAUGCGAUCAGCCAAGAUAAAGCGCCAUCACCCUAUCCUCCUACUUUGCGCACUUGGAUGCCAGAAGCUACACCCCUACACUCCUAGUAGCAAUUUCAAAAGCAGCUCCUGGGGUCACUGUCUUUCCGGUUGUCCCUACAACAUGAGCAGUAGCUCUGAAACAGUCCACGGACAAGCAGUUUGCCAGAAUUGCACCAAUGAUGCAAACCAGGAAAUCUUUCAAAGAGUUGUAAAACUGAAGAUUCAAAGAAGCUUGGAAAAAGUGGUAAUGCCUACAAGGUAAUGUCAUCUGUUAUUGUUUGAAAUGGCUUCAGACAAUCAGGAGUUUGAAUCACCAUCCAUGUGGUAUUCUACUCAUUGUAUCUUUUGGCUACCAGCUUGGCAAAACAACCGUUAAGUGCAAAUUAAAAUUAAAGAUAAAUAAGAAUUUCCAACAGAACCAGUUAUUGAC
Rosa chinensis is the source of this 945-nucleotide messenger RNA. RefSeq names its product metalloendoproteinase 5-MMP. The coding region runs from base 117 to 581 and encodes 154 amino acids. The transcript has 2 exons. Gene Ontology annotation, biological process: extracellular matrix organization; collagen catabolic process. Gene Ontology annotation, molecular function: metalloendopeptidase activity. The record is from RefSeq and is a predicted model, not a curated record. Lineage: Eukaryota; Viridiplantae; Streptophyta; Magnoliopsida; Rosales; Rosaceae.